AGCGCCAGGCCAGAGCUGAGCGGAUUCAAGUCACAUGACCGAGAUCGACGAAUCAGAGCCCCCCGGACCAAGGACAGCUCGAUCCAGCGUGUGCAGUAUGAGACUUGACAGGAGCCUGAAAGUGUGUGUGAGGGGGGCUGAAUAAGGGGCUUAUCCCGGGGGGGUAUCACAGGACUGCACAGACCAAGACAAUGCCGAACAAGUCGAGAAAAGACAAGGAGUCAUCAAAGUCUGGGAAAUCCAGUAAAAGUGGGAGCAAACACCAAAACAGCCAUGACUCUGAAAAAGAGGGCUCCAAUAAGAGAAGCAGCAGUGCGCCCCCCUCUGCCCAGCUGAUGCGGGUGAAGCAGUCUUCCUCCCAGGGUGCGCUGAAGAAAGAGAGGAGGCUAAGCGCGUCUUGUUUUCCCAUCAGCACCAACAGAGAGCUGCACAAGCUGGCACCCUUCAAAGAUGUAUCUCCAGCCGAGCAGGAGAAGCUGUUCAUCCAGAAGCUGCGGCAGUGCUGCGUCCUUUUUGACUUUGUCUCUGACCCCUUAAGUGACCUGAAAUGGAAGGAGGUGAAGCGAGCAGCGCUGAGCGAAAUGGUGGAGUACAUCACUCACAACCGCAACGUCAUCACCGAGCCUAUUUACCCAGAGGUGGUCCACAUGUUUGCUGUAAAUAUGUUCAGGACGUUACCUCCCUCUUCCAACCCCACUGGAGCAGAGUUUGACCCAGAGGAGGACGAGCCCACACUAGAAGCAGCUUGGCCGCAUCUACAGCUUGUCUACGAAUUCUUCCUAAGAUUUUUAGAAUCACCAGACUUUCAGCCAAAUGUUGCAAAGAAAUACAUUGAUCAGAAAUUUGUGUUGCAGCUUCUGGAGCUGUUUGACAGUGAAGACCCUCGCGAGAGAGACUUCUUGAAAACCACUCUGCAUCGCAUAUACGGGAAAUUCCUGGGACUGAGGGCGUACAUUCGGAAGCAAAUCAAUAACAUAUUUUAUAGGUUCAUUUAUGAAACAGAACACCACAAUGGAAUAGCUGAACUACUUGAGAUUCUCGGAAGUAUAAUCAAUGGUUUUGCCUUACCGUUAAAAGAAGAGCACAAGAUUUUCCUGCUGAAGGUUUUAUUGCCUUUACACAAAGUCAAGUCACUGAGUGUUUACCACCCACAGUUGGCGUACUGCGUGGUGCAGUUCUUGGAGAAGGACAGCACACUCACUGAACCAGUUGUUAUGGCCCUUCUGAAAUACUGGCCAAAGACUCACAGCCCAAAGGAGGUGAUGUUCCUCAAUGAGCUUGAGGAGAUUCUGGAUGUGAUCGAACCAUCCGAAUUUGUUAAAGUGAUGGAACCUCUGUUUCGACAGCUAGCCAAGUGUGUGUCCAGCCCACAUUUCCAGGUGGCAGAAAGAGCUCUUUACUACUGGAACAAUGAGUAUAUAAUGAGCCUCAUCAGUGACAACGCUGCCAAAAUCUUGCCAAUAAUGUUCCCAGCAUUGUACCGCAACUCAAAGACACACUGGAACAAGACCAUCCAUGGCUUGAUUUACAAUGCGCUGAAACUGUUCAUGGAGAUGAACCAGAAGCUCUUUGAUGACUGCACACAGCAAUUCAGAGCUGAAAAAAAUAAAGAGAGAGCAAAGUUAAAAGAACGAGAAGAGGCCUGGAUUAAGAUUGAGAACCUUGCCAAAUCAAACCCACAGUUGCAGAGGGAUCAGCGGAAAGACCGGCCGCUGGUGAGACGUAAGUCUGAUCUGCCUCAGGACAUGUACACCACGAAAGCCUUGGAGUCGCACCGUCGAGCUGAAGACAUGAUCACCAACCAUGACGGCCACUAGCUUUGUUUCUCUUCUCCUGCAUCCUCCUCAUUCUUUUCUAAACACAGCUCAUUCAAUAAACCAAGAGCGCCGAGGCAUACUGCCACACACAACACUCUCCCCCUGACUAAAAGUUUGAAUUGCUCAGGUUUUUGUUUAACAGCUAUGGGGCCAGCAUUAAGGUUUUCUUCCUCCCCCUCUCAAUGUUUUUCUUUUUCCCAUACUCUGCGUGUUGGUCCACUCCAUCCUGUCUGCGCUCUUUAGAUCUUGGCUCCUGGUGCUCCUGGCUGGAGGCAAGGGCUGGCCGAGAAACCAUGCGGGAAGGUGCCACCAUAGCCUUGGUUGAUCUUUUUUUAUUUUGUUUUUGUUUUUGUCAAAGGGAACAAAGUAUGUCCAGAGACUGUUUGCAAGGAGAGUGGUAUGUCAUCUUUUCCAUCCAUUGCUUCAUCUUCUGUUCUUCUUGGAAACCCAGGGACAGUUGCCAGUGCUAAGACCAACAUAAUGAAGAGCAUUUCUGUUAUCAUUUCUUAUUGUUUUCAACCUUUUUCUUAUCAUUGUGUAAGUACAUUUUUGUGCCAUAAGAUACUCUUAACAUUUA
Pygocentrus nattereri (red-bellied piranha) is the source of this 2394-nucleotide messenger RNA. It is a transcript of the gene ppp2r5ca, whose product is annotated as protein phosphatase 2, regulatory subunit B', gamma a. The record is from RefSeq and is a predicted model, not a curated record. The coding region runs from base 192 to 1817 and encodes 541 amino acids. Lineage: Eukaryota; Metazoa; Chordata; Actinopteri; Characiformes; Serrasalmidae. Gene Ontology annotation, biological process: signal transduction; protein dephosphorylation. Gene Ontology annotation, cellular component: nucleus; protein phosphatase type 2A complex; cytosol. The transcript has 15 exons. Gene Ontology annotation, molecular function: protein phosphatase activator activity.